Molecule: messenger RNA, 1027 nt
Organism: Exophiala viscosa
Lineage: Eukaryota; Fungi; Ascomycota; Eurotiomycetes; Chaetothyriales; Herpotrichiellaceae
Product: Alpha/Beta hydrolase protein
Exons: 4
Coding region: 1-867 (288 amino acids)
Molecular function (GO): hydrolase activity
Source: RefSeq, a predicted model, not a curated record
AUGGGCAGGGAAAACAUCGAAUUCAAAAACUCGGACGGCGUCACAUUGCGCGGUUGGUUCUACACCCCCGAAAAUGCUGGCGGCGGCAAGCUACCCACCCUUGUCAUGGCGCACGGUUUUACUGCUCUCAAAGAAAUGACUCUGGAUUUCUAUGCUGAGCACUUCACCUCGGCAAUCCCCAUCAACUGCCAACCCGGAGGCGAGAUCGUGCCCAAUCUGCAGAUUUCGGAUUAUACGGACGCCAUCACCUACGCCUCGACCAGGCCCGAGGUGGACAAGGACAAGAUCGGCGUCUGGGGAACCUCAUACAGCGGCGGUCACGUCUUGGUGGUCGCUGCAGUCGACCGAAGAGUCAAGGUUGUUCUCAGCCAAGGUCCAUGCGUAAGUGGUUGGGACAACUUCCAUCGCUUGGUCCGUCCGGAUAUCAUCCCGCAGCUCGAAGAGCUGUUCAACUCGAAUCGAAUCGCGAGAUCACAAGGCAAGGAGCCGGCUUAUCUUCCCAUCGUCCACCAAGACACGUUCGGGACGUGCGCCUUGAACGGGAAAGACGUCUACGACUUCUUCAUGGAGUGGGAGAAGAAAUCGACCUGGGAAAACCGGGUGACUGUUAGGACGAUGGAAUCGUUUCGCGGAUACGAACCUCAACACCUGAUUGAGAAAAUCUCGCCGACACCGUUGCUGCUGACGGUCCCGACCUUGGACACGCUCACGCCACCGGACCUCUCUCUGGCCGCGUAUGCGAGGGCCCGAGAGCCCAAAGAGUUGAGCCUCCUUCCUGGUGGGCAUUUCGAUUCUUAUGCGGGGAAGAUAACGGAGGAUAAUGUCGCAAGACAGAUUGCUUUCUUCAAGAAAUGGCUUGUCGAAUAGUUCUACGGCGGUGUUGCUAGCAGACCGAGAAACUUUCGUGGGGUAUUAGGCAUUGCAUGGGCCUCAUUAGCCUAACUUAGUGCUUUGCGCCAAAAUACGUGAUGUCUUAUUCUCCAAGUCCCUUGCCCAUAAGACAUCAAUAAUUUUGGCGCAAAGCACU